AUGGUUGAAGCCGGGGAGAUUGUAAUCCGGAAAAGGGAGGCGCAAGGGCCGAACGUAAAUAGGAACCCUUUACCGGAACAUGCCAAUAUCAUUGGGGUUAUUCUGGAUGAUACGGAGUAUGUGGAACCGGUCAAAGAAUUGACAAGGGAAGCUGAAGUGUUUGGGGUCACAGACCAACCUUUUGUCAUAGAACUGCCAUUUGAAGAGGACGAAAAGCCCUUUGUUUUGGAUCUCACGCCAGCGGAGAGUGAGGCUUUGGAGCCAGUAAUUAUUGAAUUCCCGAAGCAGGAGCCUGUCCUGAGCCUGCAACAAGUACCAUGGAAUUAUGAUGAACCUACUGUACAGAUUGGGGAAAGGUCAAUUGCAAAGAAGGAAGUAUCAGUGGUCACAAGAUCGGGGAAAAUUGCAAGCCCGUUUGAAGCAACCAUUCCGAUUCAAGCAAAUAAUUCCGAGCCACCCGCCAAACCAACAAUCACUGAGAAGGAAGCCUUGGAUUUUCUUAAAAGGUUCCAGAGAAGUGAAUACAAUGUGAUUGAGAAGCUAAGCAAGUCACCUGCCCAGAUAUCCAUGUUGGAUUUACUUUUUUCUUCAGAUGUGCAUAGGGAUGCGUUGAUCGAGGUAUUGACUAAAGCUCAAAUCCCUAGGGACAUUUCUGUUGAUAAUUUUUCGCACGUGGUUGGGAGUGUGUUAUUCACCAAGCAAAUUACUUUUUCUGGCGAGGAAUUGCCGGCGGAAGGCAUUGGACAUAACAAGGCCCUGUAUAUAGUUGUUAGGUGCAAUGGAAAAAUGCUGCCGAAGGUGUUGAUUGACAAUGGAUCUGCGCUUAAUAUCUGUCCUUGGAGCACCUUGGAGAAGCUGGGAUUGCAAGACAUCGAGCUGAGGCCUUCAGGGACCGUAGUUCGAGGUUUUGAUGGAGCACAAAGAGAGCCAAUAGGAGAAGUGGAUUUACAAUAUGAGGAAAAACCAAAACCGAACCUGGAGGAAACAGAAAAGGUUAACAUUGGCACUGAGGAUGAGGUUAAGGAGGUGCAAAUUAGUAUUCAUUUGAAUGAAAGGCAGAAAAAGGAGAUGCUUGAAUUUUUGACUAUGUUCCAGGAUGUAUUUGCGUGGUCCUAUGAUGAUAUGACUGGCAUUUCAACUGAUGUGGUGGUGCAUAGGUUACCCACAGACCCUUCUUUUCCACCCGUAAAGCAAAAACCCAGAAAAUUCAAACCAGAUAUAAGCCUCAAAAUAAAAGAGCAAAUUGAAAAACAACUCAAAACCAACAUUAUCAUUGUUUCCCAUUACCCAAUUUGGCUUUCAAAUCCUGUCCCUGUUCCAAAAAAGAGUGGAGAGGUAAGAGUUUGUAUUGACUAUAGAGACCUCAAUAAAGCCAGUCCUAAAGAUGACUUCCCUCUACCAAACAUUCACAUUCUCUUAGACAAUACGGCCGGACAUGAGAUUGAAACCUUUUGCGAUUGUUUUGCUGGCUACCACCAAAUUUUGAUGGCAGAAGAGGAUAGGGAGAAAACGGCUUUCAUUACCCCUUGGGGUACCUUUUGCUACCGAGUCAUGCCUUUCGGUUUAAAGAAUGCUGGAGCAACAUAUCAGAGGACCAUGACAACCCUAUUUCAUGAUAUGAUCCACCGGGAGAUGGAGGUCUACGUGGAUGAUAUUAUAAUCAAGUCCAAAAGGGCAGAGGACCACUUGGUUGAUCUGAAGAAAUUAUUCGAGAGGUUACGGAAGUACAAUUUGAAGCUAAAUCCUGCAAAAUGCGCCUUCGGAGCACCUGCGGGUAAGCUGUUGGGAUUCAUUGUUAGCAAGAAGGGCAUAGAAAUAGAUUCGGCGAAAAUCAAAGCAAUUCGAGAUAUGCCAGUGCCGAAAACUCAGAAGGACGUGAAAAGCUUCUUAGGGAAGAUCAAUUUCAUUGGGAGGUUCAUCGGCCAGCUAACUGCCACAUGCGAGCCGUUGUUCAAAUUAUUGAGAAAGAAUGUGCCGUUGUAUUGGAAUGAGGAGUGUCAACAGGCUUUUGACAAGAUUAAAGAUUAUUUGUUGCAUCCACCAGUUUUAGUGCCGCCCAAACCGGGCCGACCUUUGAUUAUGUAUUUAUCUGUACUCGAUGGAGCAGUAGGGUGUGUUCUGGGUCAGCACGAUGAAUCCGGAAGGAAAGAACAAGCCAUUUACUAUCUAAGCAAGAAGUUCACGCAGUACGAGGCUAAUUAUUCAUUCAUUGAGAAAAGCUGCUGUGCGUUGGCCUGGGCAACCCAGAAGUUGAGACACUAUCUAUUGAGUCAUACCACGUAUCUUAUUUCCCGGUCUGAUCCUUUGAAGUAUCUUUUGGAGAAGCCGAUGCUGACUGGGCGUUUGGCGAAGUGGCAAAUAAUUCUCUCAGAAUUCGAUAUUGUUUUCACCUCACAAAAGGCGGUCAAGGGGCAAGUUAUAGCUGAUCAUUUGGCGGAAAAUCCAAGGGAUGAUGAUUAUCAACCACUCCGUACUUAUUUCCCCGACGAAAGGGUCCUAUUUGUAAGCGCUGCAGAUGAUAUAAGUGAACAAAGUCCUGAAUGGAGGCUUUUCUUCGAUGGAGCUUCGAAUUCUCUCGGAGUUGGAAUUGGAGCUGUUUUGGUGUCACCCGAAGGGAAGCACUACCCUGCCGCUGCCAAGUUGCAAUUCGCUUGCACGAAUAAUAUGGCUGAAUAUGAAGCCUGCAUUUUUGGUCUCAAAAUGGCUUUGGAAAUGGAAAUCAAGGAGUUGAUAGCUUUUAGUGAUUCAGAUUUGCUUGUGAACCAAACUUUGAAGCAGUGGAUAACCAAAGAUUCAAAAAUUCUAUAUCCAGAUGAAUUAAAGAUCGAACCAAUCCAAGUUCAACUUCAAGACAAGCCUGCCCACUGCUGGGUUGCAAAUGAGUCUUUUGACAAUGUUCCUUGGUAUAGUGAUCUUAAGGAGUUUCUUAAAACUGGGUUUUACCCUCUGCAUGCUGGUACAAAAGACAAGAAUUUUCUGCGUAGAAUGGCUUCCAAAUUCUUCUUAAAUGGAGAAGUGUUAUACAAAAGAACCUCAGAUUUGAACCUUUUAAGGUGCAUUGAUGAAGAUGAAGCUCAAUAUAUGAUGAAAGAAGUGCAUAGUGGCGUUUGUGGACCUCACAUGAAUGGCCAUUUGCUAGCAAAGAAAAUCAUGAGAACCGGAUACUUCUGGCUUACUAUGGAGCAUGAUUGUAUAGAUUUUGUCCGGAGAUGUAUAAAAUGCCAAAUGCACGGUGAUAUUAUACGCGCUCCGCCCACUGAGUUGCAUAGCAUGACCGCCCCGUGGCCCUGUUCAAUGUGGGGUAUGGACGUGAUUGGUACAAUCGAUCCUCCCGCUUCAAAUGGACAUCGAUUUAUAUUGGUGGCGAUCGAGUACUUUACCAAGUGGGUUGAAGCGGAGUCAUUCAAACAUGUCACGAAGAAGGUAGUGGCCAAUUUCCUGAGAGAUCACAUCAUCUGUCGUUUCGGAGUACCCGAAACGCUUAUCACGGACAAUGCCAAGAAUCUGAACAAUGACAUGGUAGAUGGACUAUGUGAGCAGUUCAAAAUCAAACACCGCAAUUCUGCCAUUUAUAGGCCUCAGAUGAAUGGAGCUGUAGAAGCCGCAAAUAAGAAUUUGAAGAAGAUUAUCCGCAAAAUGACAGAAAAGCAUCGCGAUUGGCAUGAAAAGUUGCCUUAUGCAUUAAUGGCGUAUCGGACUUCUAUCCGGACAUCAACUGGGGCAACGCCGUAUUCACUCAUGUAUGGAAUGGAAGCUGUGUUACCAGCUGAGGUUGAAAUUCCGUCGCUACGGAUCCUUACGGAAGCUAAAUUAGAGGAGGCCGAUUGGAUCAAGCAGCGUCAUGAGCAAUUGACUUUGAUAGAUGAAAAACGAUUCAAUGCUAUCUGUCAUGGUCAGUGCUAUCAAAAACGUGUGGCCCGAGCUUACAACAAAAAAGUCCAUCGGCGGGCAUUUGAAGAAGGUGAUAAGGUACUGAAGCGAAUUUUGUCAAUGCAAGAUGAAGCUAAAGGCAAGUUCGCUCCAAAUUGGCAAGGGCCGUUCAUUAUCCAAAAGGUAUUACCUGGCGGAGCUCUUAUUUUGGCGGAAAUGGAUGGACGGGUUUUCCCUCAACCCAUCAACUCAGAUAUGUGCAAAAAG
This is a messenger RNA of Coffea eugenioides, 4137 nucleotides long. RefSeq lists its product as uncharacterized. The transcript has 3 exons. The annotation marks the transcript as partial. Lineage: Eukaryota; Viridiplantae; Streptophyta; Magnoliopsida; Gentianales; Rubiaceae. The record is from RefSeq and is a predicted model, not a curated record. Gene Ontology annotation, biological process: DNA integration. Gene Ontology annotation, molecular function: RNA-DNA hybrid ribonuclease activity; nucleic acid binding.